GAUACCAUCACCGCCACUUGGUGGCGAAAGUCGACUGCUUGUCGUUCUUCUAUGCGCGUGAGCGCACGUAAUGCUCGAGAGCGCACGCGCUCUGUGCUGGCUGGGAACAUCAGCCACGCGUUGCGCGCGUGCGCGGGAUUAAUUCAUCGGGAGCGCGGAGACGAUUCACCGCCGCUGUCCGCUGUCUCGACCGCGUCGUCAUCUCCGUCUGCCCGUCCGUCUGCCCGUCCGAGGGAGGGCCGGUAGUUGGGCGGGGGCGGGGGGAAGAGAGGCCGCUUGGAGCGAGAGUCCCCGCUGCGAGAGCCUGCAGGGAUCCGGGGCCCCGGGCCAUCCAGGGCGUGAGAAGGCGGAGGAGGAGGAGAGGAGCGAGGUGGCGGACAGAGCAGAGGGCUCAGCGAAGACGCGACCGUCAGUAGCCCCCUCGGGCCCCCUCGUGGCCCCGCGGGGUCCCCACGGGGUCAUGUGGGGGUGGCUGAGACCCUUGACGGGAGGCAGCGAGGCCGCGGGGGGCUCUUCGUGGCGUUCCGCCCAGCGGGACCACGGUGAGGCCGUGGCCGAGCUGCUCAUGCUGGAGCUGAGCGGGGCCGUGCGGGACGCUGAGCGCACGACGCGGGCGCGGGAAGCCGAGUUCCGACGCCUGCGCUCCGGAGUGGACUACAGCUGGCUCGCCAGCCCCCCGCGGCCCCCAAACAUGGAGCUGCCCCCCGCGGAGCGCAUGGCCCUGGAGGCGCUGUGCGCCCAAGUGCGGCCCGCGGACUGCGGCCCAACCAUCCUCAGGUUCCGCCAGACCGUGUGCGAGUUCGAGGCCGAGCCGGCCGAGGUGGUGGGGCUCUUCCGCAACGUGGUGCGCGAGGUCGUGGACCGGGCCCGCAGCGAGGAGGCCCUGCGCCGUCUCUCCAAACAGUGGGGGCCCUCACGGCGUGGCCGCCCCCUCGCCUGGGCCUCCGCGCUGCUGCUGCCCCGGUCCCCGGCCCGCAUCCACCCGAGCGACGCCGCCACCGCUGACUCCAUCAUCCGCUCCAUCUCGGAAGACGUGGAACGCGGCGGGGGCGCGGCGCGCGUCCCCUGCGCUGCGGAGCGCGGAGGGGACCCGUUGCACGAGCCGCCCCCUAAGCGCGCGUUCAGCAUGCCCGAGCUGCAGCGCGGUGCGGCGCACAGCUGAGCCGGAAAUCACGGGGACCACGGUGGAGGUUCGAUUCCCGCACCAGGAGCCCCCGAAAUCUCGCGCAGCGUCUUUAACGCGGAUCUUAAAGACGCGGCGACGUCAUUGGCAAGCGUAGACCGCGGUGUGCCGAUGUCGUAGCUUCGUUAUCACCGCUGCCGCUGUGAGCCCCGAACGCGGUGAUCGCUAAUUGGUCAUUAGCGACACCGGGACGCAACCGGCGCCACUUGUGGCUGCGUCACUGAUUCUAGAUUUGAAGCUUUCGUGACUGCAAUGAUUCAUAUUCUUGGGUUUUUUUGGUAAAGUCACGUAGGUAAAAAAUUUACUAAAAUUAAUAAAAGUAAAAUAAAAAUCACGACGUUUCGGAGGCAACACAAGCUUCCGUCUUCAGGUGGAACCGUCACAGCACGAUAGCUGUAUCAAGUAAGAGAAAUUCCAAGAAAACAGUCCUUGUAUAUAUACUGGUUGAGGGUGGGAGGAGCCAAGGUAGGCCCUGAAUAUUAUUUUUGUGAGGUUCGGUGCGGCUGAAGCACGCUGCGUCACUGGUUCCCGUUAAGAAACAGAAUUAUUCAAGGACUCGGUUCCAAUCAACAUUUGCCGCGCACGAGUUGCGCGGCCACUCGUGGCGUCGUUUGCUGUGAUAAUAGCGCCUUGGUUUGUUUUUUAGCAGCAGCGUCAUUCUGAGUGUAAGGACGAAUGGGGUCAAUCCGUCGCACUCCCAUGUACGGCGUUCUGGCCAGUGCAGUCAUUUACAAACAUUAUGGUCGCGAACGUUUUCAAUCCCUGUGUUAGGGUCGCUCCGUUAGUGAUUUUGUUAGCAGGUUAAUUAAAAUAAGUUGUGUACUGUCACUGAACAAGGCCAGUCGGCCAAAAUGUCAAGAUCUCAGCGACAGUAAACGUCUUGUUAUUAUUUUGGGUAAGGUGAUAGUUUACGUGUCUUCUGUUGGCCAGAAAUAUUUUUUGUGGACGGAUGUACCGUACAUCGAUGUAUCUCUCCUGUUCGCAAUCGCAUUCAAAUGUGCUCGAGUGCAAACACGGUUCCGUAUUCGCAUUGAACAAGGAAGACUAAUCACGCACAUGCAUGGAUUCUGCAAGGCUUCCCGACACGCGUUUGUAUUUAAUUAGCAGUAUGGAAGACGAGGAGCAGCGGUGAGAACAAAACACGUUUGCAUACGGUAUUUGCAAAGCGUCAUUUUUGCUGUAGAGUACACGUCGUUUUCUUGUCUCCAAGCUUUGAUCAGCUCUUUGAUCGAUGUGGCCGCGGUUUCAAUCGGACCGAGUUCAUAAUACUUCUAUUCUAACCCCGCUGUCAUAUUGGAUCAUGCUCACAAAAAUGAUAGUUGCCUCUCCCACUGCCUCCUCUCGUCGCGGACGUAAAGAGCAAAUCAACAAACCAUCUGAACUCCAUUUGGAAUGCGUUCGUGAAAGGAAUUGGAGUGCGGCAGUGUGCGUGGUUUUCGGAGACGCCUUCCUAGCCGCUGUGGGGGUCCCACUUGUGGUGUAGUACAAAUGUCCAAACCAUUACAAGCGUGCUCUGCUUUGUCAGCAGACUUAAUGCGAGGGCUCCGUCUCCACACGGGGCCCUCUAGAGAUGGUGUCGAUGAGACCUGUGUAUUAUUAUUUUAGCGUUGGUUUGUGAACGUUUGCAUAGCUGCGUAAGGUUCUGCUGAAUAAAAUUAUAUUUCAUAGUUUGUAAAAGCAAGGCACAAGUGUGCGUGCGAUAUUCAUUUGUCUUCACGAGAAUUUGUAUUUGUGCAACAGCAAAAUCAUUCUCACUACAACUUGCUCCUCGUGGUACUUAGGCCACCACCCGGUUCCCUAUGAUCUUCACGUGAUAAUAUGUCAAUCGGUCGGUGAUUAUUCAAACAAACACGCUCCUAUCGAAGACGAGAAUUAUUGCGGCUUGGUCCCACGAUUUGAGGACGGAAUGUAUUUGCCAGAGAAGGCGGUUCCAGGCAGCGCGUCAUAUCGCCUUUUGUGAGUGACAUUGACCUGGACCGAGAACGCUGACAAAGGAAAUGGAACACCCAACGAAGACUGCACGAGCGUGGAGCGAGACGUGUACGUUAGCAAUACUGUGAGAGAUGGAACGAGUAACACGUGGAAUAGAAAGCACACACAAAUCAGAAACAGUAACUGUUUUAAAAAAAGUAUGUGGGCUUGAGCAGGACAAGUCGCGACUGAUGGGGAUGGAGGUUGAUGGUCGAGACUGGUGACGAAAUGAGGAUAGCCCCCAAGGAGAUGGAGCGACGAGAUCAGUUGAUACUCUUUGGUUCUUUCGGUAAAGUCACGUAGAUGAAAAAUAAAUAAAUGAAAGUAACUCAAUUCAUUCUUCAAAUCUAGAAUUAACCACCCUUACGAGGAGGAAUUUCACUCAUCUGUUAGAGCUUUUAAUAGACCAUGGGACAAGAAGUCACAGCUAAUCGAGUCUCUCUAUUCACUACAGUAAUUUUGCUGUGGCUGUUCCACCUAAUGACGGAAGCUUGUGUUGCCUUCGAAACGUCGUGAUUUAAUUUCGUUAUUUUCAUUUUAUAAUUUUAAUUUUUCAACUACUUGAUUUUACCGAAAGAACCAAAGAGUAUGGAUCCUUGCAGUCACGAAAACUUCAAAUCUAGAGAUCAGUUGAUGUGCAGAGGUGAGACGGAGCGUGUUAUCACGGGACCGUGAGCGAUUGGCAUGACAUGGUGGAGUCCUCAUCCAGCAGUGGAUAGAAAAGAGCCGACGGUUGUAUCGUGCGCGAUAACUGCACACACAUGAUGUAUACAUGGGGUGAGAUAGGUGUACACACACGGUGUAUGUAUGUGGAGAAGGGGGGGGGGGUGCUGAGGUCAAUCCUCGCCGGUCCCAUGCAACGGUUGCCAGGCAGCCGUGGGCGUUCAUGCGCAGUCGCCACGUGCUGAUGGCGGCGAUAAUGGUGACGAGAUGAUUGUACGCUUCGUAAUGAAAUUGAUCAGUGGUUCUCAAUCUUUGUUGGCGACUCUACCCCUUGUUAAAUGUAAUGUCAACAAAACGGUUCUGAGAAAUAAAUGUAUGAAUAAUGAACAUCAAUGUUUUAACCAAAUUGACCAUUUUGGGAGUUAUCCUAACUAGAAGGGAAAUCAAAUCUAGAGAAUAAUAAAAAUAAAACAUAAUAAAAUAAUUCUCACGACGUUUCGGCCACAACGCAAGCAGCCGUCCUCACGUGACUUUACCGAAAGAACCAAGAAGAUGAAUCCCUGCAGUCACGAAAGCUUUAAAUCGAAAUGUAUCCUAACUAGCUAGUAACUGCAAGCGAAUAAAACAAAAUUCAACCGACGCUCUGCAUGCGUAACCUAAUUUGUUCUCGCUAGCUGGUUCCUCUUGGGAACCACAUUGUUUAGGUUAAAAUAGUUUAGAAAUGUAUUUUAUAUCGAUCUAGGUUACCAUAUGGAUUUAAAUCGAAUCGUAGUUAUUUUAUAUUGGCAGAUUCAUACGUGAUUAUUAUUCACCAAUUACUUAUGUUGAGAACCACUGAUAUAGAUGAUGUUUGUGGGGAUGGGAUUAUGGUGAUGAUGGUGGUGGUGAUAACGCGAGUGGUCACGGUGAUGUUUUUAACGAGGUGAUUGGUGAUGCUGGUGAUGACCCGGCAAGAGGUUCAAUGUGCAUCUUGAUUUGAAGCUUUCGUGACCGCAGGGAUCCAUACUCUUUGGUUCUUUCGGUGCUUCCCCACCUGAUGACGGACGCUUGUGUUGCGCCCGAAACGUCGUGAUUGAUUUUAUUUUGUACCUACGUGACUUUACCGAAAGAUUCUAGAUUUGAAGCUUUCGUGACUGCAAGGAUUCAUAUUCUUAGGUUUUUUCGGUAAAGUCACGUAGGUAAAAAAUUAAAAGUAAAAAAUAUAUUUUUUUAUUUUACUUUUAUUAAUUUUAAUUUUUUACCUACGUCACUUUACCGAAAAACCUAAGAAUAUUUACCGGAAGAACCAAAGGGUUCAAUGUGCAUCACGCGACCGGCUCCCGUCUCCUUUCGCGUGCUCAACACUUGAGGCCCUGGCGCCCCCCAGUGGCGGAUUGUGACAAGACGCUAUUAUUAUGUUUUGACUUAACUUUCGUGACUGUGGGAAUUCAUAUUCUUUGGUUCUUUCUGUAAAGUCACGGAGAUAGAAAAAUAAUAAUACAAAUAAAGUGACUAAAUAAUAAAAAAUAAUUUAAAAUAUCACUAACGUAUAUUGUCGCUUGGUUCUUAAUCUGAGUGAGUGUCCUGACAGUCUAUAAUGUAGACUGUAGCCUGGUUAUUAAGUUUGGUGAGUGUACUGGCAGUCUAUAAUGUAGACUGUAGCUUGGUGCUUAACCUCGAUGAGUGUACUGGCAGUCUAUAAUGUAGACUGUAGCCUGGUUUUUAAGCUUGGUGAGCGUAUU
This is a messenger RNA of Lethenteron reissneri (Far Eastern brook lamprey), 5538 nucleotides long. RefSeq names its product protein RD3-like. NCBI's taxonomy places the organism in Eukaryota, Metazoa, Chordata, Hyperoartia, Petromyzontiformes, Petromyzontidae. The record is from RefSeq and is a predicted model, not a curated record.